AUGCCUCCACGCGUUCGUUCAAAUUCCAUAACUUCCGAUCAUUCUUCUGUAUUGUCCUCUCCGACUGUACACCAUCAUUAUCAUGAUUUUACAAAUAUUAUCAAUCAUCAGAGUAUUGAAGUAGCACCAAACAGCAACAAACAUCAGAAAUCAACAUGGCUACUGGUGAGACUGCUAGAUGCUUUAAUUUAUAUUGCAUCGGAAUAUUCGAAAACGUUGAUUAGAGAAUUACUUUUAUUGUUUGGAUAUCUUCUUCAUUUAUUAGUGAGUUUUAUAUUGUAUGUGUUUCAUCGUCCAGGUCGGUAUGAUGAAACACUAUUAGCGCAACAAAAAGCCUUUCCGAAAAGAGUUGCUUCUGCAGCCUCUUUAGUUCAUCUUGAUAUGUCAAAAUUAUCUAAUGAUGACGAUUCUUCUGUUGGAGUCGGAAUAUUCGGAAGGUAUGAUGACGAAAUGUCUCUAACUGGGCAAAAUACCUUUUCGGAAGACCACGGCAAUGAUAGCAUCAAUAUAAAACAUCUAACUGAAAAAAAGAAAGUACGGUUUGAUAAAUCAGACCAUUUGAUCAACACAAACGUUCGAAAAAAUAGUUUUUCAUUGAAUGUGACAAAAGAAGACGAUACAAGCCCAACCAUUGACACUGGAUCAAUUUUACAACAGCACCCAAUACCUACUACUAACUUAUUUCCCACAUCCACAUCUUCUCACGUUAUGAUUGGCAAGAAUUCAUUUCGAAAAAUAUUGGAAUCCUCAUUGAAAUUGAAAAAGAUAUCCGGUGUUGGACAUUUAAUUUCUCCGAACACCUUGUCAACAAGCUGUGUGACUCCUACACAAGUGGAAAGUAGUGGAGCCAAUGUUAUUUCAGAGUAUCCUCCUGUGGAGAGUAGUACCGCAAGCAUGGUAGAUUCCGAGUGGACGGACUAUGAAAAUUUGGAUGCUAAUUUCGAUUACGACUUUGAAGAUGACGUGAGAGAAGAUAUCAAGCUAAUUUAUGAAGAAAAGAGGCUUGGAGCAAGAAUUCUGAAUUUCAUUGGUGAAAUGUUUAUGUGGUUUAUCAUGCUAAUUAUUUACUUACCAAGUUUGUUUAAAUCUCCAAUUAACUCUAAAAAAGCAUCUAUUGAAGCGGAUAAAGUACAUUUAUAUGAAAAGAAAUCCACAGGUUUAUUUGAGGAUUUAAUAGACACAGUUUUUGAAUGUAUUGAUUUAUUAGCAAAAUCUGCAAGAUUAUUUAUUCGAUUCAAGAUGAGAGAUUAUUUCAAAACCAUUAAGGAAUGUGUUUUACUUUUCAGACUUUCUAAUUUCCUCUCUACAAGAGGUAUUGACGACAGAUCCAUAAGUCAGGUCAUUAUUGACAAUGGUUUCAAAUCAAAGAGUUACAUUUGUUCAACAGAAGAUGGCUACAAAGUGGAGUUGAACAGAAUUCCCAACGCUCAAAGCAAAACAGCUGUUUACUUUCAACAUGGAAUUUUAGAUAGCGGUUUUACAUGGAUUGGCAGCAGUCCAAAUGUCGGCUUAGCAUGUGCCGCCAAUGGAUAUGAUGUAUUUCUUGGUAACUUGAGAGGUUAUGGAUUGGCCAAAUGCCACUUGAAACAUGCUCGAGAAAAUGUUACUUCCAGAGAAUACUGGGAUUUCAGUAUCAAUGAGCAUGCAUUCUAUGAUGUGAAAAGCUUUGUUAAGAAAAUACGAGAUAUCAAAAAGAAAGAAUUGGGGACUAGUAAUUUCAAGUUGGUUGUUGUGGCUCAUUCAAUGGGUGCCGCUUGUAUCCUGGCUUACAUGUCUUGGUGCAAAGCUCACAAUCAAGAACAUUAUAUUGACAAGGCAAUACUGCUUUCUCCUGCUGGAAAUCAUCAAAAGAUUCCAACCUUACUGUACUACCUAUCAUUUACAGUUCCUCUCAUUCGAAAACUACCAUUCUGGAAUUAUUUUGGAUUUACAUCAAAAACAAUGAAAAUUCUAGUUGCAAAACUUAUCCAAGACAUCAACAAUCACAAGGCAACGAGAUCACUAUUCUCUGCUUUUGCCAGUGCUCUUGUGUUAGGAGGUAAAACUCAAAACAAUCCGUUCCAAUAUGUCCAUAAUUUAGUUUACCAUACAUUCAAUGCAACCUCAGUCAAAGUCGUGGAGCAUCUCAUUCAAAUGAGUACAAGUGGACGAUUUUUAGCAUAUGAUUAUGGACCAGAAAUCAAUAAGAAAGUCUAUGGAUCUAAAAAACCUUUUGACUUUUUCGAUUACUAUGACAAGCUCAACAUUCCCAUCUACAUUGUUUAUGCUGACGAUGAUAGAGUGAUUCCCAAGCAAUGUAUACUCAGACAUUACAAAGAGUUAAGAAAGUAUCACCCUGAAACAAGCUUUGCUAAAAAGUUCAAAGAUUUGGGUCACUUGGAGUUAACUCUCAGUAGUAACGAUCGAGUGAUUCAAUACAUCCUCAAAGUAUUGGGCCAGGAUCAAGAUGGACAAAACAAGUGA
Messenger RNA from Naegleria fowleri, 2463 nucleotides. RefSeq lists its product as uncharacterized. Bases 1 to 2463 code for a protein of 820 amino acids. The transcript has a single exon. Lineage: Eukaryota; Heterolobosea; Eutetramitea; Acrasida; Naegleriidae. The record is from RefSeq and is a predicted model, not a curated record. Gene Ontology annotation, biological process: lipid metabolic process.